AUGGCCCCCGCCAUUCGCCGCAUUAUCGUUCUUUUUGUAUCUGUGACUUUCAUCAUCCUCGCCUUUCGCCAGCUCAGCGCUCGAACCGAUCUACCCCCACCAACCUUGACCUCCUCGAAUCGAAUCGAUCAUCGCGUAGAAUGGAAGGACCUCCCAAUACGACAAACAGCUGUCAAGAAAGCAUUUUUGCAUACUUGGGAUGGCUACAAAAAGCAUGCAUGGCUACAGGACGAAGUGACGCCGGUAACAGGCGGCUUCAAAAACGGCUUUGGACAGCGGGGAGCAUCGUUGGUGGAUGCAUUGGAUACGCUCAUCAUUAUGGGACUGGACGAGGAUUUUGAAAAGGCAGUACAUGCUGUCAAGAAGAUUGAUUUUACCACUGCUGGCGUUCAGCGGUUGAAUGUCUUCGAAACAACCAUUCGCUAUCUUGGAGGCCUGCUGAGCGCAUAUGAUUUGAGUAAAGUGAAGCAUAACACACUACUUCAAAAAGCGACCGAGUUGGGAGAGAUGUUAUACGCUGCGUUCGACACGCCAAACAGGAUGCCAGUCACACGGUGGGACUGGGAAAACGCUGCUAUGAACGGACACCAAGAGGCCGAUGCGCAGGCAAUUAGCGCAGAAAUUGGAUCUCUGACCCUUGAAUUUACUCGCCUCUCACAGCUCACCGGAAACAUGAAGUGGCACGACGCGGCGCAAAGAAUCACAGAUCUACUCGAGAAGAACCAGAACAAGACCAAGAUCCCUGGGUUGUUCCCCCUAUUCGUUAGCCCAUAUAGGGAAGAGUUCAAUGACGGGACGUUUACGCUGGGCGGUAUGUCUGAUUCACUAUACGAGUAUUUGCCUAAGCAGCAUCUACUCCUCGGAGGGCUCACAGAUCAGUACCGGAAGCUAUACGAGAGUGCGAUUGAGCCCGCGAAAGAACACCUUUUCUUCCGCCCGAGAAUUCCUGAGAGCAAGCAUAUUCUCAUCUCGGGCGAUGCGAGGAUAAGUGCUGGAGGAUCAGUCAAGCUCGAACCAAACGGCCAACAUCUUGCCUGCUUCACAGGUGGUAUGGUGGCUCUGGGCGCAAAGAUCUUCAACCGCACUGAAGACCUCGAUGUUGCGCGCAAGUUGGUAGAUGGUUGCACCUGGGUCUACGAGGCUAUGCCUACGGGUAUCAUGCCCGAGACCUUUCGAAUGAUGCCCUGUGUCAGUGAAGAAGAUUGUGCCUGGGAUGUGGAGAAGUGGCAUGAGGCUGUGAAGUAUUCAUACUCUACUAAUCUCCACUCUCAGCACUACGACGUUCAAGACGUCAUCAAGGAAGACGGACUUCAGCCUGGUUUCUCCAAGAUUGCUGACCCGCGAUUCCUGCUUCGACCAGAAGCCAUUGAAUCCGUCUUCAUCCUUUACCGUAUAACCGGCGAUACGACACUCCAAGACACGGCUUGGCGCAUGUUUGAAUCCAUCAACAAUGCUACAAUGGCCGAGUUUGCACACUCUGCUAUCGCAGACGUGACGGUUCCCAGGGGCCAAAGCACGCAGAAGUUGGAUGAAUGCGAGAGCUUUUGGAUGGCUGAGACACUCAAGUACUUUUAUUUGAUCUUCAGCGAGCCGAGCCUUGUGAGCUUGGAUGAUUAUGUAUUUAACACUGAAGCGCAUCCGUUGCUUCGUCCAAAACAUGGUUGA
Pyrenophora tritici-repentis Pt-1C-BFP is the source of this 1665-nucleotide messenger RNA. Lineage: Eukaryota; Fungi; Ascomycota; Dothideomycetes; Pleosporales; Pleosporaceae. The record is from RefSeq and is a predicted model, not a curated record.